This is a messenger RNA of Magnolia sinica, 3523 nucleotides long. RefSeq names its product U-box domain-containing protein 35-like. The record is from RefSeq and is a predicted model, not a curated record. NCBI's taxonomy places the organism in Eukaryota, Viridiplantae, Streptophyta, Magnoliopsida, Magnoliales, Magnoliaceae. Bases 481 to 2874 code for a protein of 797 amino acids. The transcript has 10 exons. Gene Ontology annotation, biological process: protein phosphorylation. Gene Ontology annotation, molecular function: ATP binding; protein kinase activity.
UCCUUCCUCCUAUGGGCCUCCCAUCUCAUCCUACAUACAAGGAGAAAACGCAACAGAAAACGCCUAUUUUCGGCAAACGUUGUCUCCGGAAAAUGGCUCCCCCGACACUGUUUCUCUUCGGAAAAUCCCAUUUUCCCUUCCACUUCUUUCUUCUCCGAACAAACUCUAACCCUAGAAACCAGGGCCCACCCUUUCUAGGAAAUCAAGGCCCACCGUUUCUAGGAUUAGAGGAUUCACAACCGUCGACGAAGAAGAGAAGAAGAAAUCUUGGAUCAUCGAUCUCAAACUCCCCUCCGCAAUCGCUAGAUCCGAUCGUUACCUGAUCUGAAGACCCGUCUGUCCGUGGAAUUUGCGGAAGUUUCUGCUGUGUGGGAGGCUGAGGAGGGAUCUUGGAGAAUUAGGAUUUUUUGGGAGAAUAAUAACCUCCGGAAUCUCGAGAAAGACUCCGCAGCGACUUUGCUCGGUGAAUUAGGGCUCGAGAUGUGGAGGCCAACUGGACGUCAGAAGAAUACGAAGGAUGACGGGCAGUUGGUGGCGGUGGCAGUCGAUGCAGAUAAGAGCAGCCAGCAUGCGUUGAAAUGGGCCGCGGACCAUCUCAUCUCCAAGAACCAGAUAUUUCUACUUAUCCAUGUUCGGAAGAAGAUCACCACCAUCCUCACCCCAACUGGCCAGCAAAUUCCAAUCUCUGAGGUUGAUGAGGAGGUUGCUGCUGCUUUUCUUGAACAGAUGGACUUCCAGACUAGGGAACUACUCCUUCCAUUCCAAUGUUUCUGCAGCAGACGUGGGUUACAAUGCCAGGAGGUCAUUUUGGAUGAUGUGGAUGUACCAAAGGCCAUCAUUAGUUACGUUGUGCAGCAGUCUGUUGAUAAGCUUGUCCUUGGGGCAUCAUCUAGAAGUGCAUUUGCUAGAGCUUUUAAGCAGGCAGAUGUACCCACCUCUGUUUCAAAGAUUGCACCCGAUUUCUGCUCAGUGUAUGUCAUAUCAAAGGGAAAGAUUUCAUCGGUUCGGCCUGCUCCUAGCCCCCUUAAGCGUGUUGCUAAAGGACAACCAAACCCAAAGUUUGAAGCCUCCAAAAAUUCGUUCCAAUCCGUUAGAAGUGAACCGGAUCCUAGGGAACUAGAAGAUAUUGCCCAGUCUCCGUUGAUGAGAAGCUCAAGAAUUAUGCACGGUACUGAUAGAGGUGUUGGUGGAACAAGCUACGGGAAUAUGAUCAACGGAAGGAUCAAUAGAGUCGGCCAAGGCCGAGGACAUCCCAAUAUGUCAUGUCAGAGUGUGAGUUCAUGUCCCAGCCCAAGUAGAAGCAGCACUGACCAAUCAAGUAAUUAUUCCCCAAGAGAUCAUAUUGAUGUCAAGGGCCGACAUUCAAGGUCAUCUUUGCAUGAUGAUAAUCCUUAUCCUGAUGAUCAAAUGAGAAGCUUUGAGUCAAACAGAAGCAGUGGACAAUGUUGGUCAAAUGAAUCUGGAUCUAGUGGGUAUUGGCAUGUGCCUACAUCAACCUCACAAGAGUCUGCUGGAACUUCUGGGUCCUCACACUCAAUGGACGAUACUGAGGCUGAGAUGAGAAGGAUGAAACUUGAAUUGAAGCAGACUUUGGAAUUGUACGAAACUGCCUGCAAAGAAAUAUUGAACGUGAAACAGAAGGAUAGAGAUCCUUAUUCAUUACAAACUGAAGAGAUUCAGAGGUAUGAAGGAGCGAGAUUUCCUCGCACAUUGAUUGGAGCAGUGGAGGAGAAGCCUCAGAGCAGAAGAGCUCUGGAAACCCAUGCUACACAAAAGAUGGGUGAGUCAGAGGAAACCAAGCGGCGUACAGAGAGAAAUCUUCAGGAGGCAGAUGAGAUGAGGAAUAUCAUGGAGAAAUUGUCCAUGGACGUCCGUUAUAGAAAAUAUACUGUUGAAGAGAUUGAGAAGGCUACAGAUAACUUUUCGGAAAAGCUCAAGAUUGGUGAAGGGGGUUAUGGGCCUGUUUUCAAAUCUACUCUGGAUCAUACACUUGUUGCUAUCAAGAUUCUACGGUCAGAUGCCACUCAAGGAAUGAAACAAUUUCAACAGGAGAUUGAAGUGUUAAGCUGCAUCCGCCAUCCGAAUAUGGUCCUCCUCAUGGGCGCCUGUCCUGAAAACGGGUGUUUGGUAUACGAGUACGUGGCCAAUGGCAGCCUCGAGGACCGCCUCUUCUGCCGGGACAACACUCCACCACUCUCAUGGCAGCUUCGCUUCAAGAUUGCCUCUGAGAUUGCCACCGGCCUCCUCUUCCUCCACCAGACCAAGCCCGAGCCCCUCGUCCAUCGUGACCUCAAGCCCGGCAACAUCCUUCUUGACCAUAACUUCGUUAGCAAGAUUGCCGAUGUGGGUCUCGCCCGCCUCAUCCCACCAGCUGCUGCUGAUGCAACCACCCAAUACCGCAUGACUGCAGCGGCUGGAACUUUCUGCUACAUAGAUCCUGAGUACCAGAAGACUGGCAUGUUGGGAGUAAAGUCCGACAUCUACGCACUCGGGAUCAUCCUUCUGCAGUUGGUCACAGCUGCUCCGCCAAUGGGGCUUGCGCAUAAUGUUGAGAAGGCGCUGGAGAAGGGGAUGCUUGCAAAGAUGUUGGACUCCUCAGUGCCAGACUGGCCGAUGGAGGAGACCACGGAGUUUGUGAAUCUGGCAAUGAAGUGCUCCGAGCUGCGGCGUAAGGACCGACCUGAUUUAGGGACUGAGGUGCUCCCCAAGUUGAACUGCAUUAGGGAGUUUGCUGAACAGUCACAGGCAUGGAUGGCAGUUUCCCAACAUGGGCCAGCACGGGGAUAUCAGGAUUUCGUCAACCCCAUGUCCAGUGAAGAUUUUGGUUCCGACGACAACGACGACGAUAUUGUCAAGUCACCUUUCAUGCGAUAAGCCAUGUACGUUUUGAAAAAGCAGAAGUCCUUGGUCAUGGGCGCCAGUGUUUCCCCCAGUUGAACAUUCUGAGUUCCUGGAUGAUUGUAGAAAUGAAGUCCUGACCUGCAGCAAUCUGAUCAUGGGCGGUGGCAUCGGGUCGCCUUCUUGAUGUUGCAAGCUACAUUUGGAUUCGUGAAAAGUGGAAGUGUUGUUUGAGAUGUGUUUAUGGUUCAUAAUUACCUCUUUUGUUAUCCUGUCUGUGAAAUCUGUCUGUCAAAAGGAAUUUGGACUGUUAGUCCUGCCAGCAUCACCAUCUAUGGGCCAUUGCCAAAAAACACCCUGACUAAUGAAGCUGAAGUCCUCCAAUCAGCUGGUAAGGAUCGUCAAUGGUGAGGUUAGCUAUAUUCAUGUGCAGAUCUAGCUCAUUCAUGAGCCUGCCACUUUUAUGCAGACAGAUUCAUAUAGGAAAAGGAAGGGAUAUUAAGAAGAGACUGCAAGCUAGAUAAAUGAAAAACUCCGAAUUUUCCCCUGUUUGGCUUGAAGCUUAGUUUUCCAUUGCAGAUGUCAAAAGAUCAUCUGUCAAAUGGCAAGCGCUGUCUCUCACAACCUUGAAAAUCUGCAUGUAAUAGAUAUUUUUCCUUUUAAGAAAUUGACAUCUUUUUUCUUC